AUGCAGCUGAAGGCUUUUUUAAAGAGGCUGAGCUCAGUAGUCCGAGCCGUCCUCACUUUCCUCUUUGCUCUGGUGGUACUGGGUGUGAUGAUAUGGGCCUAUGUUGACGGUUUCCAGCUAGUGACCUCCAGAUAUGGAAUCAUCUCCUUUGGCUUUUAUGGACUACUCCUCUCACUCCACGUCUUUGUUCAGAGCUUAUUUGCCUUUGUCGAGCACCGGCGGAUGAGAGCUCGCACAGAGCCAUGCAGCCUUACCAAGACUAUUGGCUUCACUAUAUCCGCAUACCAGGAGGACCCUGUCUACCUCAGAGAAUGCCUCAACUCCAUCAGAACCCUCAAGUAUCCCCCUGAGCUGCUGCGUAUCAUCAUGGUGGUAGAUGGGAACUCAGAUGAUGACCGAUAUAUGAUGGAGAUGUUCAGAGAGGUAUUUGCGGACCAAGACCCUGGCUGCUACGUGUGGAAGAAUAACUACCACACAUGGGACCCCAUGCAAGCCGAGCAAGUUGCAGCAAUGGGCCCAGGAGGGGAUGCUGAUUAUACUGUCGGAGAGGAUCCACAACGAAAAGAAGUAGAGCGUCUGAUCCAGAGUCAGAGGUGUGUGUGCAUCAUGCAGAAGUGGGGCGGCAAGCGGGAGGUGAUGUACACAGCUUUUAAAGCCCUUGGGUCAUCUGUUGACUACAUACAGGUGUGUGACUCAGAUACUAAACUAGACCCUCUGGCCACGGUGGAGCUGUGUAAGGUGUUGGAGAGCAACCCUAAAUACGGUGCCGUGGGAGGAGAUGUGAUGAUCCUCAACCUUAAGGAGUCUUACAUUAGCUUCAUGAGCAGUCUUAGGUACUGGAUGGCUUUCAACAUCGAAAGGUCCUGCCAGUCUUUCUUCGACUGUGUGUCCUGCAUAAGUGGUCCUUUGGGUCUGUACAGGAACGACCUCCUGCAGCAGUUUCUAGAGUCUUGGUAUAAUCAGAAGUUUUUGGGCACGCACUGCACAUUUGGUGAUGACAGACAUCUUACCAACCGUAUGCUGAGCAUGGGUUAUGCCACAAAAUACACAGCUCGCUCAAAAUGCUACACGGAGACACCUGCUCAGUUUUUACGCUGGCUCAACCAGCAGACUCGCUGGACAAAAUCUUACUUCCGUGAGUGGCUCUACAACUCAAUGUGGUGGCACAAACACCACCUCUGGAUGACCUAUGAGUCCAUCAUCUCAGGGGUUUUCCCCUUCUUUGUGACCGCCACCAUCAUCCAGCUGUUUUGGACGGGCACACUGUGGGACAUCCUCUGGAUCCUGUGCUGCAUCCAGUUGAUCGGGCUGGUGAAAGCAGCUUAUGCCUGCAUCCUGCGCAGAGACAUUGUGAUGGUGUUCAUGUCCCUUUACUCGGCUCUGUACAUGACUAGCCUGCUGCCUGCUAAGUACUUUGCCAUCCUCACAAUGAACAAAAGCAGCUGGGGGACGUCAGGCAGGCGUAAGAUUGUGGGGAACUACAUACCCCUUCUCCCCCUGUCAGUGUGGUUAGCCAUUUUAUUAGGUGGGCUUGGUUACUCAAUCUACAAGGAGAGUAACCUGGACUGGUCAACUCCAGCCAAGAUAAUGGAGACUGAGUUCAUUAUCUUUGGAUGUGUGGCCUACAUAUGCUACUGGCUGCUUAUGAUGGUCCUAUAUUGGGUUUGGUUCCGCAGGUUAUGUAGGAAACGCGCCAAAAGUUACACAUUAAGUGUGUAG
Molecule: messenger RNA, 1719 nt
Organism: Scomber japonicus (chub mackerel)
Lineage: Eukaryota; Metazoa; Chordata; Actinopteri; Scombriformes; Scombridae
Gene: has1
Product: hyaluronan synthase 1
Exons: 4
Coding region: 1-1719 (572 amino acids)
Biological process (GO): extracellular matrix assembly; hyaluronan biosynthetic process
Molecular function (GO): hyaluronan synthase activity
Source: RefSeq, a predicted model, not a curated record